Molecule: messenger RNA, 2343 nt
Organism: Ailuropoda melanoleuca (giant panda)
Lineage: Eukaryota; Metazoa; Chordata; Mammalia; Carnivora; Ursidae
Product: ninein-like protein
Exons: 3
Coding region: 1751-2092 (113 amino acids)
Biological process (GO): microtubule anchoring at centrosome
Cellular component (GO): centrosome
Source: RefSeq, a predicted model, not a curated record
UUCUCUCCCUACACCUCACCCCUUUCCUCACUCACUUCCACACACUGCUAGUGUGUGAUCACUCCUCUCUGUACUCAGCCGUGGCCACCAGGGCAGCGAGGACUCUCAGCCACGUGCAGUAGUGUUUGUGGGUUUUGUGGUCCUGCUGCUGCUGUCCCUCCUGUUCUCCUGACUCUCGAACACGAUCAAGGGGAGAGGGACAGACACGUCUUCACUGGGCCAUACCCAGAACGAAAGUGAGACUGAGGCCUCUGAGAUGGGUCAUGGUCCCGUCCAGCUGUGGGGGAGCGGAUGAUGGCAGCGAGCUGGCUCUGGCAGGACAGCAUGCUGGCUGCCCACCACUGGCUCCCUGCUCUUUAUCUGUGCAAGUUAUAAAGUAAGAACCCCAGGGACAAAGUGUGAUAAUAGUGCUAGCGACCUGUCAGCUUUCUCAGACCCUUUGCUCUCAGACCCACACGUCCAGGGACACUUCUGACUUUCACUGCCCCCAUGGGGCUCCGCGGGGUCCCGGCUGUCGGGCGUGCUGACCGCUGGGCGGUGACUGCCGUGACCAUGACGGUGCGGUAAUGACGCCUCAGCUUCCAAUCACCGCACAGCUGGCUACCCUGCUUCUGCAAGAGUCCAAGCGCCCUGGUGGCUUCGCAUGGGAUUCUCCAAACUUCCAGAUACUGUCAUUCCUUUACUUCUCUGAUGCGAGCUCAAGCUGAGCUCUGAGGGACGUCACAUUCACGGACGGAGAGCCUCAGCCUGUGCUCAUUUCCGUGGCCCCCACUCCUGCCCCUGCUGGCCCCCCACAUGCCCUCCCGCGGAGCAGGCAAGGUUAGGUUCCUGCCUGGUCCUGCACGCUGCGGGGCGUCCCGGCGCUCCGACCCAGCCCCGCGCCUCAGCACCUGCAGGAGCCCCGCCUCCCACCUCACGCCUGUCUGCGUGCGGCUCAGGCUCUGGGAGCGUGCUCUCCCUACUCUCCCCUCUGCGGCCGGCACGUUCUCCCCACGCAUGCGCCCUGAGACACCCGGAGGCCUCGCCAGUGCUGGCUGAGGCACCGCCCACCUCCGGACGUUUUCCCUCUUUCCUCCUCGACUCUCACGCACUCUCCUCCGCAGCUCGCGCUCACUGCUCCGCUACUGACAUUCUGUCCUCCCGCUCCCCCCACACGCUCUCCUCCCGGACCCUGCGCUCUGGUGAAUGGUUUUGAAGCCUGACGAAAGGAGCCUGAUGUGGUCGAAGCAGCCAGAGCCCAAAACCUGACCUCGGGCAUUGUGACGUGCAGUGGGUUAAGCAGACCCCUGGUAAGCGGUCUGCUCCAUUGGUGGGGCUGGUGGCUGGACAGACCAGAGGGAAGGAUUUCUGACCUUUUGUGGACACAAAACCCACCUCUUUGGUUUAUUAACCAAAAUGUGAAGAAAUCCAGCCCCUGAGGAUCUCCCAGGCUGGGGCAAGCAGAGGAGGGUCUUUUCACCCCAUUGUGGGGAACAGUCUAUGCUAGGCUUCCCUGGCAGAGCUGAGCUGGUUGUUCACCUGGAAGCUUUUGUCACCUGGAGGUGUCCCCUUAAGGAUAGCAAAGGGUGUGCGCUACGGAAAAACCAGGGUGCUGUGCUCAGCUCUCGGUAGUGGUGGUAGUGGAGGCACAGGGAGGUUACCAGCCUCCCCACCUCAUUCUCCCUCACCAGCCCUUGCUGUGAUCCUGGGUGGAUGGAGCCCCUGAGAUACCUCAUCUGCGAAGUGGGAGCGGUGACAGACCGUCCUCUGCAUGGGAGGCUACCGACAUCUGGAGCAGGGAUACCGGGAAAGGCUGAGCCUCCUGCGGUCCGAGGAGGAGAGGGAACGUGAGCUGUUCUGGGAGCAGACCUGCAAGCAAAGGGCUGUGCUGGAGAAGGACCUGGAGCGCCUGCAUGCCGAGGAGGCCAGCCUCCGGGAAAAGCUGACCCUGGCCCUGAAGGAAAACAGUCGAUUACAGAAGGAGAUUAUUGAAGUUGUGGAAAAGCUUUCGGAAUCAGAGAAGCUGGUCUUGAAACUGCAGAAUGACCUGGAGUUUGUGUUGAAGGACAAGGCAAGUCCUUUUGCCGAUUCUGAGUCUCUGGGUCCUGGGUAAAAAGUGUCAGGGACUUGAAAAAGAAUAUGUAGGUGAGUGAAUUCCAUUGUUUCCUACUACAAUUCUAGAAUGGAGAGAAAAUCAGCAGGGCAACUUUCGUUCCAUUCUCUUCCUGUUCGUGCCAGUGCAGGGGUACUGGGAUGCCCUAGUGACACCAUGGCUGUUGAACAUUUAGUGACAGUGAUGUCUGCACAGUCCCCCAUGAUGGGUUCGCAGUGGGGAGGGGCACAAAGGAGAGCUCGCUGCCCAUC